CUCCCUCUUUAACCAACUCCCUCCCUCCUUUUUUUGCCUCUCUCCACCCCUCUCUCUGAUAUUUUCCCCCUAACCACCACACGGACUUCACAAGGCUUCCAGAAACCCUGACCAACCAGUUGCGACCAGACCCAGAUACAGAGUGCUUCUAGUGGACUCCGGUGAGCCAAAUCCUGACGUUCCACACUUCUGUUCCUGGAACCCCCUCAGUCGGCCUAACUCCAACGCCUCUCCGCACAACAGCCAGCUCUACCCACGGAGCGACUGGUCACUUCCUGUCCACCACUAGUCCCAUCCUGUCCGUUGACCUCACGCCAUCACGCCUCCAGUCACUUCCUCUCCACCAAAACACUAGUUGGCGCUCCUCCCACUUCUACGCCCUCUUUUCCUUUAUUCUCUCCAUCUUUCCCUCUCUCUGUCUCUCUCCCGCUCUACUAAUAUCAAGUCACAACAGCCCCCCCUCCCUGCACCCCCCCCCCCCCAUCACAGAGACAACUUUGCCCCCAAUCUCUGCCCCCAAUCUCACCACAACCCCUGCCCCCCACCCCUUUCACUGGCCAGCUGUCCAUCACCACCAAUCAGGCAUGGAGAAAGUGAGUCACAUGACGCGCAACGCCAUCCGCCGGGCGUCCACCAUGGAGAUCCCCCCGCACGCCAAGCGCAACAUGCAGGAGCUCUUCGUCAACUUCUGUCUCAUCCUCAUCUGCCUUCUCCUCAUCUACAUUAUCGUCCUAUUGAUCAGCCUAUGAACUGCAACAGAGAGGAUGGUAUUGACCGCCCUUCCGUGAAUCGACCAAUCACCAACUCUUCCUGCCAGUAGUCUUGACUGUGGAGGCCUGCUUCAAGCUAUCUGACCACCACCACCACUCUUCCACAACACUCCUCCUGCUACUGCUACAAGAAAACCUCGUCUAACCUCGUCUCGCCCGAGAUCUCGUCAGCCAGCCAUCUUGCAACCAUCCCCUGCAACCUUCCUCGGAGCCAUGGAUCUGGUGAACAACCGUGGGCUGAACCUCAUGCUCAACUUCCUGCUCAUCGUGGUGGUGCUACUUCUCAUGCUAAUCUUGGUCAGACUCAUGUGACGUGCCCCAGCCAAUCAGAUCAUGACGUAAUGUGUGGGGCAGGUAGUGAGAUGGGCGGUGAGGAGGUAGAUUGGUUAUGUAGAGGGUGCAACCUAAUCAAGAUCAUUUCUCUUUCUUUAUUCUCCUACUUUCCCCUCAAUCACUCGACCACUAACAAUUUGUGAUAUUGGGUCAUUCCAUCCUAACACUGAAUAAAUUGGGUAUUAAAAAAAACAAAAAAAACAUUCUCCAGACCAGAUCAAGAACACAAAUCUUGCCAUGACAGCCAUACAAUUAAUAGUAUAUUGACAUUUCCAUGUUAUGCAUUGGUUAAAUUAAUUUCCAAAUACAUCUUAGAAUACAAAUCAUUAAAAUCUAGUCACACCUCACUUCUAAGUGGAAGAGUCAAUCUUAUCCUACAGACGUACUGCCCUCUACUGGUAGACUAAGGAAAGCAAAAGCAAAAGGCCAGAAUCCUCCCCUGUAUCAGUCUGUAGUGGUGGCAAGGUUUUAGGCCGAGGAGAUCAUUGUAUAGGAAAGGAGGGAGAAUGAGAAGCAUGCUACACCAAAGAUUACACUGGGAGGGCUGUGAAUGAUGGAAAUAGGAAACCUCUUUUAACUAUAGCAAUUGAUGGAAUGUGCUAGUUUGACAAAUAGCUUCUUAGGCACGCAUCCUAUGAGUGUGAGUGGGUGCUUUGAGUGUAUUGGGAGAUUUGGAUUUGUAUAGCGUCUACGUAAGAGAGAAAAAAACAAAAUGAAACUAAACUGAGUGUGAUGCGAGACACAGUGAAACUCAUGCUGUGGUUUUGCUGUCCGAGAGGCUUGCCUAAGGUAUGAGCUACUACACCAGGCGCGUAACUGAAGUGUUCCGUUCGCGUAGCGUCUGCUGCAACAAUUAGCUGCCACUAUAAUCAAAGCGGCGCGUACGUUGGAAUAAAAUAGACCAGUCUUUUAAAAUGGAUUUUACGUGUCGCGAACGGAACACUUCAGUGAAGCGCCUUGUGUGUACUGUAGCUCUUGCCUAAGACCCAAAAUCCAUCCCAGGAUCCCGAAUCCCAAAUCUGUGUCUGGAGGGUUGCUUGGUGUCAGUGUGUUCGUCCUCACGCUCCCCUCACGCCCUGCUGGGAUUAUAAAACACGAGUUGCCAUCUUGGAGGCUGCACAUGAUGGACAUCCCCUCAAGUCUUUUUCACUUUAGGUGUGAUAUUUGGAGAAAAAAAAAUUGAUUUCAUAAUUCCCAAGUUAGGCUGACCACUGAGGAUAUGCGGUCACUUCAUAGUCCAUUAUGGACUUCCGUCACUGAGUGAUUUUUUAUAUGCAAGAAUAAAAUGGGGGUUUUCACUGCACCUCAUAACUGUACCUCACUUAACGGAUGGGUUUAAUUGAAUAAUAAUAUUGCAUUUCGGAAUCAAAAUAUGAUUCCCCCAAGAAGCAGGUGAGAACGAACCUUGCAUCUGACAUUUCUCUUUGCGCUCCGAAAAUCAGUUGAACCUAAAAGCAGUUGAACCUACCCGAAAUUCCGAAAUUCCGACUUCACAAAUUGGCAGUAGGAUCUUUCGACUAGCACAUGAAGGCAGCCAUAGUGUGUAAACUUAAAACUGAAUGAGGAUUUCCAAUCGGGAUCUGAACACACACAGACCCUCCCAACUCCUGGAUCAGGGAACCUUCCCCUUCUAAAGUCUAUUAUCGCACAGAGUGUGAGCUUUUGUUUUUUGGUGAAUAGAAAAGUCACAUAAUGGCUAGUAUCUAGUUUUGUCUAAGUAUAUCAGCACUUUAUAGUUUUUUUUUUUUUUU
Alosa sapidissima (American shad) is the source of this 2854-nucleotide messenger RNA. It is a transcript of the gene pln1, whose product is annotated as phospholamban. Gene Ontology annotation, molecular function: ATPase inhibitor activity. The transcript is spliced from 3 exons. Gene Ontology annotation, biological process: negative regulation of heart rate; negative regulation of ATPase-coupled calcium transmembrane transporter activity; negative regulation of calcium ion import into sarcoplasmic reticulum. The record is from RefSeq and is a predicted model, not a curated record. Lineage: Eukaryota; Metazoa; Chordata; Actinopteri; Clupeiformes; Clupeidae. Gene Ontology annotation, cellular component: sarcoplasmic reticulum; membrane. Bases 585 to 749 code for a protein of 54 amino acids.